Molecule: messenger RNA, 581 nt
Organism: Haliotis rubra (blacklip abalone)
Lineage: Eukaryota; Metazoa; Mollusca; Gastropoda; Lepetellida; Haliotidae
Exons: 2
Coding region: 40-384 (114 amino acids)
Cellular component (GO): extracellular region
Molecular function (GO): chitin binding
Source: RefSeq, a predicted model, not a curated record
CCUCGGUGCAAUGGCUUCCGGGAUGGCGUAGGGAACAUUAUGGCUGAAGGCUUGGAGUGUAAAUACUACCUCUCGUGCUUUAACUUCAUCAUCAAUCACGACCCCAUGGCCUGUGCUGGAGGCACCCUAUUCAACCCCGACUCUGGCAUGUGUGAUGCGGAGGAAUGCAACGACAAUAGCGGUUUUUCUAAUUAUGACUGUCAAGAGGGUGCUCUACAAAAUGAUUGUUCCCGUUACAACAUCUGUUUCAACACGCCCAAUGGCACCACCCUCUUCCAGUGUGGCGAGGACACCUACUAUCACAACGGAUUGCGAGUGUGCGUCCAUCCUUACGAGUAUCCGGACCUGCCACAAGAACAGGGAUGUACCUUCAACUCCCGUUAACCGCAGCCACAACUUCAGCAUCUACGUCCACAACAACUACAGCAUCUACCGUGCAAGCAACUAUCUUGUUGCCUAUGACAAGUGUUUACAACAUGAGGGGAGAUUUAGUAUUAACGAUGUUCUGAUAAAUGUAAUGAUAACAUUUUCAUAAAAACAUAAAAAUACUGGGACAAAUGAGCAAUAAAAUGUAAAGAAAA